Cladophialophora yegresii CBS 114405 is the source of this 417-nucleotide messenger RNA. RefSeq lists its product as uncharacterized. The record is from RefSeq and is a predicted model, not a curated record. The transcript is spliced from 2 exons. The annotation marks the transcript as partial. NCBI's taxonomy places the organism in Eukaryota, Fungi, Ascomycota, Eurotiomycetes, Chaetothyriales, Herpotrichiellaceae.
AUGCCUGCGGUGUCUCCCUAUCCAAAGCUGCAUAUUCCAGACGUGAAUCUUUGGGAUUUCCACUUUUCAAGAUCCCGUCGAGAGUACCCAGACCAUGAAAGUGAGCUUCUCUUUCUUGUUUCUUUGGUUAUCAUCCACGUACUGCGCUCUUAUGCCAUGAUUCAACUCGGCCCACCCCUGCAGGCCUUCCCGGACUGGAGAAAGGGCAUUGUCGUCGCUCUCUUCUCACCCAACGACGUGAACUGCCCCGUCGUCAUGUGGGGGCCUGUCUUGGCCGGUGACAUCCUCUCGCUAAUAAAUUCCGGUUACACGGCUUCGGAGAUAGAAUUCCCACUCGUCAACCCUGCGGCGACAUCUCUCGUCAGCCGUACGUCUCUCCUGCCGGUCGUCCUUGUGGUGACGAAGGAGAUCGGCUUU